Molecule: messenger RNA, 2001 nt
Organism: Penicillium pulvis
Lineage: Eukaryota; Fungi; Ascomycota; Eurotiomycetes; Eurotiales; Aspergillaceae
Exons: 1
Coding region: 1-2001 (666 amino acids)
Source: RefSeq, a predicted model, not a curated record
AUGUCAGACGAAACGAUCGAUCAAAAUUACGUCUGGCCACUUGUUCUGUUGACCGAGCUAAAUGCAUCGGACCAAGCGAAGCUUCUUAGGCUGGUCAAGUCAACACUCAAGGAUGACCUCCAACACCAUUCCACUGACUACUUUGGGGCCUCUUUCCAAGUCAAAGAACUUCCUGAUGAAGUAAAUGUCCGCCCAUGGUCACCGCCUCUUCGCCUUCUCAACUCUGUUGCCCGGCAAGGUCCAUGCCGGGAUAGCCACAACAAUAUUCAUGCCCUUGCUAUGCUAGCGCACAGAUCGGGUCGACCAAGAAUUGUUGUGGCGGACGAAGCCACUAAACGUCAAUUGUUAGGCAAAUAUCUUCCCGGCGUCGACUUGGUCUCACCUAACGACCAAAGAAGCGUCACAGUCAUCCUUGUAUGCACACGUCGUGAUGCCGAAUCAGGUGGAAUAACUAUGUUUGCACGACGUGCUAUUUGCUCACCUCAAGAGGGAACGAGUCACAUCAUCGACGAAGAAGAUAUCACGGACGAAGAAGACUUCAUCCCCAGCUCCAGAGGCCCUGAUCCUCAACCACUCACGUUCAAAUGCGUGCACAGAGCUUGGAGACCCCUGUGGGCCCAUGGAGAAGGGUACAGGGGGGUGAUAAUGCAUGACCCUCAUCAAGCACCUUUCACAUCCAGAACAGGAGACAUAUUGGGAAAAGAAUACCGCACUCGCGCUACGGUCACUGCUUUGGGUCACCAUCUACCCCCAGAGCUAGUAUGGCAGAUUUGCAAUACUCGCACGCUACCUAAAAUGCCUGUGUGGAAACGUCGUCCAAGCGAUAAACAUUUAGUGAUCUUCCUCAUGUAUCCCUCAACAGCGCAAGAGCGAAAGGAGACACUUCAAAAUUUAGAAGAUUCGCCGUACGAAAUUGCCGUCUUUGAGGAGAGGGUGAGACAAAGGCGUAACGCUUAUCCGCACGGUGUGGUGCCUGACUCGCCUGAUCCUGACUUGCCCGAGUAUACCGCUCGCGAUGUGACCUUUGAACUGAUCCCAUGGGAACAGCACCGCAUGAGGACACGAAUGGACCUCCUUGACUUUUGGGAUGAAUAUCGUGUGUGGGAUGAGAAAGGGGGAGAGGAACCUGACAGCAUGCCUUUGAUAUGCAUGCUCGAGCCUACGGUUGAUUGGUGUUACUUUGAGUCGGUGUUCAACGUUUUGACCUUCAAACAUGGUUUCUACCCAAGCCCGGUCGUCAUGAGAAAGAUGUCAUUUUCGGGUAUCUGGGAAAGCAUGACAAAUUCCAAGGGAUUCAAUCAUUACUGGUGCGAACAGUACAAUUGCGACGGUAUUGAAGAAGUAUAUUGGCACCCAGAACGCCCGUUCUUCUACAACCCAGCUCCGUGGUCAUCCAUGCUCACCACAAGUUGUCAUCGCACCGUGUUUUUCCUCACAAAUCAGUUGACUGAAGCUGCAAAAGAGAAUCUGGAACGAAUUAUGUUGAGUAUUCAUGAGGUGAAUUGGGAAAGAUGGGGACAUGUUCAUGGUGCUAGAAUUACAGGAACACCCGAGUAUUCCUUUGUACCUUGGAAGAGCGGCGAUGCAGGCAUGAUUGAUGGAAAGUUAGAAGAUAUUUGGAGCAUCCUGCAGGACCUGUAUACUCUUUCCUACAGACGAUCACUCGACCCUAUUCGCUUUGUUUGUGUGGAUAAACAGUUUGAAGUUGAUCAGUCGGUCAUUUUGGUCGAAGCCGAUAUGUACGAGCAUCCAGGACAUGACCUACUUCAACAUUUGCCUUUCCCGGCAUUGAGAGGGUUCCACUAUGCUCAUGCCCCGGCUGAUGUGGCAUACUGUGCGAAUCUUAACUGGGUUAAUGAUGUUUCUGGCUGCGAAGGUUGGAUGCCCUACCGAAGACAAAAUUGGCCAGCACCGAGACUGUUACCAGAUUAUUAUUCAGGCUCAGAUGGAUCAGAACAAUCUGACCAUGGGAGUGACUCCCCAUCAAGUUUCGCCGGCUAG